Morone saxatilis (striped sea-bass) is the source of this 1659-nucleotide messenger RNA. Its product is annotated as proepiregulin-like. Bases 141 to 584 code for a protein of 147 amino acids. Lineage: Eukaryota; Metazoa; Chordata; Actinopteri; Moronidae. The record is from RefSeq and is a predicted model, not a curated record. Gene Ontology annotation, biological process: positive regulation of cell population proliferation; positive regulation of mitotic nuclear division; epidermal growth factor receptor signaling pathway. The transcript has 5 exons.
AACAGAGCCCAUUGGUUUCCAGUGUCUCCCUGCCAGUGCUCAUCGCCUGCCCCCUUAACAGGUAUUUUGAUAUUCGGAAGCGUCUUCAGUCCAGACCGGCUCCGACCUGCGCCUCCCGCCUCCGACCUGUCCGCUCUGAAAUGGGGAACAACAAACCUUCAGCGCUCCUCUCGCUUAUCGGUGUCAUGCUGCUCUGGCCGUAUGUACUCACCAAGAGUGUCACAUCCAGCACCUCUCUAUCUGCAGGGCAGGGGGAAGAGCGCCAUCAUGUGGUGAAGCGGUCGAUACAUCAGUGCGAAAGCACGUUUGACAAAUACUGCAUGAACAACGGCCAGUGCAUGCUGCUGGUGGACAUCAACGAACCUCACUGCAAGUGUGAGAGGGGCUUCUACGGCCCCAGGUGUAGCAGCGCGGACCUCGUCAUUCAGCCAAUGGCAGAAGAGCAGAUCAUUCUCACUGUUUUCUGUGUGAGUCUGCUGAUUAUAGGUCUGGCUGGAGCUCUGUACUUCUGCUGCAAAUGGUAUAAGAAAAACAAAUUCCCACGUCAGCAGAAACAGCAGGGUUACAGAGUCCAGUCUGCUUAGAGAGCCCCACGCAUCCACUACAUCCACCACUGGAAAAGGCAAACCAGGAUUUUCCCAAUUUCCCCAAUUUUCUAAAUGACAAUUUCAACAUAACUGGCAAGCUUACGCUCGGUGGCUGGAUUUGUUCUACUCGCAGUAUUCUACGUCACGCAGCUUUGGAUCACUUUAUCAAGCAGGCAGAUCGGCACAAAGAGAUUAAAAUGUUCAAAAAGAAACAGCAUUGUGUGCGGCGCGGUUGUUGUUUCCAGUUGUACUGGUUCUAGUGUUUCAGCACCUGCUACUCUCAUGUUUGAAAAGAUGAAUGGUAAGACACACAAAGACAGUUUCUGUGGGUGACACCACCCACAAUGAUGGUGGGUCAUGGAAAAUCCAUGGAGAAAUGUGAGAGUCUAAACAAAUAUUAAGGAUAAGAUUACACGAAAGGGGUUGUCAAACAUUUCUAACUCUUCGUGGCGAUCCACGCGUUUAGAAAUGUAGGCCUAAUCAUGUGCUUCGGAUCCAAUAAGGGUUGCAUAUCUCAUCAGAUCUUUUUAAUAACCCUCAAAGAAUAAAACUUAUUAUUUUAAACAUCUAGCUGCCUACUGUCUUCUGCCUUACUUUUCUAUAGUUCUACACUGUUGGUUUUUUAUUUAUAUCUUAUUAUUAUUUUUAUUAAUUUAUAUAUAUUUUGCCCUUUGAUUAAUAUUUAAAAUAGCCAUUAUUGCCAUUAUUACUUAUACUGGCCACUGAGUGUUACAAUUCUGGGUUUUAUUCUAAACUUGUUUAGUCAGAAAGUAUUCUCAUUUUAAUAAUUUAUUAUAAACUAUUAAUGUAUACACUGGAUUGUUGAUUUUAGUUUUUUACUCCUGUGUGGAUUUCUUUUUCUGUUUCAUUUACUUUGGUUUUAAUAUGACAUCUCUGUCUGAAGGGUACAGUUGAGUCUUUACAUUCUUCACAUUCAAGUCUUUUUAGUUUUCACAUUUUGAUGUUAACCAAAUGCUGUACAAUGCCUAACUUUUUUAUUUUUAUUUUUACAAUGGCAGUAUUACUGUAGAUUUACAUGUACCAGAAAAAUGUUCUAUAAAAUAUGAAUUAA